AUGUUUGCCGCUCGACGCCCCCUACUCUCACUUCCAUUCCUGCUGCCAUCCUGGAGCGAACAGGGCGCGGUAGUAGGAAGACGGUAUCAGUCGACUUACCGACGAACAAAGCAACGACUACGCGUCAAGCCCGACGCCUCGUUCCGACCGUCUAGCCUGCCACACGAUGAAAUCGUCUUCAAUCCCCCCUCUAGCGCGCCGACUGCGUUCCACACUCCAAGCAUAUUCCUCCCCGAGGGCGAUAAGCGGAAGAGCCUUACCGGCCAUGCAUCGGACAACUUAAUACCUGAGAAGCUUCCUUCUGCAACCACCAAGCCGCAAGAAAAGCUCUAUCACCUGACCAAAGAGGACGUUGAAGAGAUUCGCAAACUUCGAGUUGAAGAUCCGGUCACGUGGAGCAAAUAUAAGCUUGCCAGACGCUACCAAUGCUCGGCCUACUUUAUCAACAUGGUUUGCAGAGACAUUCCUCAGAAGUAUGAAAUCCAGAAGAAGGUGCUUGACGCAGUUACAUCGAGAUGGGGUGCCAAGCGACGUAUGGCCAGAGAAGACCGCAAACUCAGAAAGGAAGCCUGGGUUAGAGACGAAUGA
Messenger RNA from Talaromyces rugulosus, 588 nucleotides. RefSeq lists its product as uncharacterized. Gene Ontology annotation, molecular function: structural constituent of ribosome. Bases 1 to 588 code for a protein of 195 amino acids. Gene Ontology annotation, cellular component: mitochondrial large ribosomal subunit. NCBI's taxonomy places the organism in Eukaryota, Fungi, Ascomycota, Eurotiomycetes, Eurotiales, Trichocomaceae. The transcript has a single exon. The record is from RefSeq and is a predicted model, not a curated record.